Penicillium cosmopolitanum is the source of this 1362-nucleotide messenger RNA. RefSeq lists its product as uncharacterized. Lineage: Eukaryota; Fungi; Ascomycota; Eurotiomycetes; Eurotiales; Aspergillaceae. The coding region runs from base 1 to 1362 and encodes 453 amino acids. The transcript is spliced from 3 exons. The record is from RefSeq and is a predicted model, not a curated record.
AUGACGCUGGCUUUGGAACAAGCGGGAUCGCUCUUCACCGGCUGGUUUCGGUCAUGCGUCUCAUGUUUAUCGCCGCAUGAAGAGGUGCAUGAGGGACAGAGGGGUCGAGAGACGAAGGAAAGAGGCGUCGAACGGGAGAUGCAAGUAUGCCAUACCCAACCGCAUCUGGUUCCUCCCAUGAAACUGGUCGUGUACGAUGAUCUCCCCAGUCCCGGUGGUUAUUAUCAUCGCCAGCAGAGUUCACUAUCAUCAUGGGUAGUUGAGGGGAGAAAUCUCGCGUCACGGGCUUCAACCCGUGCAAGUAUGUCCUGGAAGAGACAAUCAACUGGAACUCCCUUGAAGAUUGGCGCACCCUCCGAUUUUCGUCGAGUCGACUCCUUCCAUCUCGACUCGAUGCCGGCAUUGCCAAAGCAGUACCGGCCCCUGGAAUUAAGCAUUCACCGAUCUGGUCAUCGGUUAUCAGACUUGCCCUCGUUCGAGGAGUUCCAGCUAGAGGACAAUCAUCAACGCCAGACUAUAGCGGCCCCUCCACGAGCCUUCACUCCACCUGGUAUGCGAGCCCGACGCUGUCAAUCUAGUCAUGCUGCAGUAUCCGUAUCUCGAAAACCAGUCGGCUCGGGAGACCAUCUAUCAUCUGUAUACGUUGAGCAUCCCAUCGAAGCCCCCAAGCCAGUCCGCAUUGCGAGCACCUUGAUCCCCCAUUUCUCUCUCGUCAACCCCAUUGAGACAACUAUCCACGAGGAAGAUCUCAACAUGCCAUUCUUCGACGAGUCCAGCUGGGAAUCAAACCCGCUCUCACUAAAAACCUCAACCCCAAACCACGCCGAGUCUCAAACUAUCUCGUCAGAAUUCCCCAUCAACCGCAAGUUCACGAACAAUGCCAUCCCGCCUCUCCUCUCUCCGCCGUCCUCGACAGCCGAAAACCGCAAGACCAUCGCCGCAGUGCCCUUACCCGCACUCCCCAGUCGAAUGUCGCAGUGGUUCUUCCCCGGCAGCAAAGCAUCCGAAUCCGGAUCCCCAUCCAAGCCAGCAGUCUCCCUCGCCGGCGAAAAUGGAUUCGCCUGGGAACGCACCCGGACUCUCAGCGGUACAACUGUCGGUUCAACGGUCACGACUAUCACCGGCGGCGCGAAUACCCGACGACCGAAUUUCUCUAUCUCGAGUUCUUUCACUGCCUCGACAACGCCCAGGGCGUCGAUUUCAGGAACUACCCCAACCCCGGGUACAGAGAAGGAUAUUGAUGCGGGCUUUUAUCACCCUACUAUCUUUGAGGGUCAUUCGCAGCAUCAUCUUUCGCAGACUGGUUCUCGGGCUGAGGAUUUCCCGAGAUAUGAUGGGACCAAUGUUGGACUGGCCUUUUAG